This is a messenger RNA of Fomitopsis serialis, 390 nucleotides long. RefSeq lists its product as uncharacterized. NCBI's taxonomy places the organism in Eukaryota, Fungi, Basidiomycota, Agaricomycetes, Polyporales, Fomitopsidaceae. The record is from RefSeq and is a predicted model, not a curated record. Bases 1 to 390 code for a protein of 129 amino acids. The transcript has 2 exons.
AUGUCGUAUGCAGAGUGGCAGCGGGAGCCAAGCACUUGGGACGUCGCCUUCAGGUUGCAUAUGCCAUACCGCGCGCCGCGCAGCAGGCUCGCAAAGUUCGUCUGGCGCCGCCGCCUCUGGCUCGAAACGACCUUCGCGUUGUCGAUGAUGCAGCCAUGGGAGAAGGUCGUCGUCAUGUGCGCAGUUUGGUUGUUGCUCGGCUUGUUCGUGACGACCGCGUACCUCUACUUCCCCCAACACGUCCGCUACCUGUGCGGGCGCGCGCGGUACUACCUCGACGGCGAACUCAGUGUUCCCGCUGCGCUGAAGUGGAGUGCGAGCUACCUCGGCAACGCGUCCAGCCCGUUCGCCUACGCGGUAAACGCGCUGAGCGCGCAUGAAGACCUGUAG